UGGAUAUAUUAAAAAAUUGCCUUCAACUUUUAAAGUCAUGUUGGCACUCUUGGCUUACCAUAACCUAAUCUUUGAUAUUAACCUUGAAAUUAUUUUUUAUCCAGCCUUUUUUAAAUUAGAUAAUUAAUAGAUUCAGAACUCUAUUUGUAGGAUCAUGUCUUUCGCUAAUGAUUCCUUAAGUGCAGAACAUCCUAGAAAUUUGAUUCCUGAAUUAUGCAGACAAUUUUAUCACCUUGGAUGGGUCACAGGAACAGGUGGUGGAAUCAGUAUUAAACUGGAUGACAAAAUCUAUAUUGCCCCAUCAGGAGUACAGAAAGAAAGACUUCUUCCGAAUGAUCUUUUUGUUCAAGAUAUGUCUGGUAAUGAUUUAGAAUUACCACCUAAAGAGAAAAAACUGAAAAAAAGUCAGUGUACACCGCUUUUCAUGUGCGCAUAUAAAUUUCGAAAUGCCGGUGCCGUAAUCCAUACUCAUUCCAAAGCAGCAGUUAUGGCUACAAUGCUAUUUCCUGGAAAAGAAUUUAGAUGUACCCAUCUUGAAAUGAUAAAGGGUAUAAAAAAUCACAAACUAAGUAGAAACUAUAGGUAUGAUGAACAGUUGAUUGUGCCUAUAAUUGAAAAUACACCAUUUGAAGAAGAUUUGACAGAACGAUUAUCAGAAGUAAUCAAAUUGUAUCCUGAAACAUGUGCUGUUUUAGUUAGAAGACAUGGAGUUUAUGUUUGGGGUGAUACAUGGCAGCAAGCAAAAACAAUGACCGAAUGUUAUGACUAUCUGUUUGAUAUUGUUGUUCAAAUGAAAUUACAUGGACUAAAUACCGAUCUGACACCUCUACAGUAUGAAAUAAAAUUCCAAAGAGAAGUAAAAGAUGAAAAAAAUUGAGUGAUUAUAUUGAAUAACAUGCUAUUUUAAUAAGAUAUAUUUUUAUUUUAAUGUAUCACAUGCACAGGGGUAGAAAAGAAUUUCUCUUCAAUAUUUUCAUAGAAUAAUUUUCUAUUCAUAAAUGAUUUCAAUAACACA
Coccinella septempunctata (seven-spotted ladybird) is the source of this 1015-nucleotide messenger RNA. RefSeq names its product probable methylthioribulose-1-phosphate dehydratase. Gene Ontology annotation, molecular function: metal ion binding; methylthioribulose 1-phosphate dehydratase activity. Gene Ontology annotation, cellular component: cytoplasm. The record is from RefSeq and is a predicted model, not a curated record. NCBI's taxonomy places the organism in Eukaryota, Metazoa, Arthropoda, Insecta, Coleoptera, Coccinellidae. The transcript has 4 exons. Bases 155 to 877 code for a protein of 240 amino acids.